GGGAUCACACGAACCAUCUCGCCCGCCCGCCCGCCCCCAAAGACCAGCCCCCUCUCCCUCCUCGCCCCGCCCCCGUCCCAUCCCCAAAUCCGCCACGAGCUCCUCCUCCCCCCUCCACCACCUCCUGCACGCUCCUCCCCCAUCCUCGCCACCAGCUCCCCCCUCCUCCUCCUCCACCUACCCAACGCAUCGCGCGGCGCGGCUGCGGCGACGGCCCUUCUCCGGUGAACAGAGUAGCCAAGAGCACCAGACAUCAUGAGCGGAGGCGUCGAGCCGGAGACCCCACCCAGUAGCGGCGGCGGCGGCGCCACCGGUAGCCCCAUGGCCCGCAAGCCGCCGCGUCACCAGCUCACGGCCAUACGCCACUGCGCCAGCAGUGCGCGCAUAGCCGCGGCCUCCACAGACCUGGGCUUGGAUUCGGGGACGCUGAGCUUGAUCUCACCCACAGAGAUCCGUCCCAGCUUCCUGCCGGUCUACCGGUCUGGGAGCUAUGCCAAUAUCGGGCCGAAGACGUACAUGGAGGACGAGCAUGUUUGCAUCGACAGCCUCAUUGAGCACCUCGGAAUGCGUACCCCUGCUAUCCCUGCACCAGGCGCCUUCUAUGGGGUGUUUGAUGGUCAUGGUGGUACAGAUGCAGUCUGUUUCGUUCGGAAGAACUUGCUGAAGUUCAUAAUCGAAGAUGGUCACUUCCCCAACAGCAUGGAGAAAGCAAUCAGAAGUGCAUUUCUAAAGGCUGAUCACGCGAUUGCGGAUUCCCAUUCUCUUGACCGCAGUUCGGGGACCACAGCAUUGACGGCCCUUAUUUUUGGCAGGACAUUGCUUGUUGCAAAUGCUGGAGAUUGUCGAGCAGUAUUAGGAAAGCGAGGACGGGCCGUUGAGCUGUCAAAAGAUCACAAACCCAGCUGCAAGAGUGAAAAGCUCAGGAUUGAGAACCUUGGUGGCAUAGUCUUUGAUGGCUAUCUCAAUGGUCAGCUGUCUGUAGCAAGGGCAAUCGGUGACUGGCACGUCAAAGGUUCCAAAGGGUCUAUAAGCCCUCUCACUCCAGAACCUGAAUUUCAGGAGGUUAGACUCACUGAGGAAGACGAGUUCUUGAUAAUUGGAUGUGAUGGCCUCUGGGAUGUGAUGACCAGCCAAUGUGCUGUGUCAAUGGUACGGAAAGAGCUGAUGGCUCACAACGAUCCGGAAAGGUGCUCAAGAGAACUUGUUCAGGAAGCGCUCCGACGAGACACUUGCGACAACCUAACUGCAGUGGUUGUAUGCUUCUCAGCCGACCCACCCCCUCAAAUUGAGAUCCCAAGAUUCCGGGUACGGAGAAGUAUUUCGAUGGAAGGGUUGCAUAUGCUAAAGGGUGCUCUCGACAGUAAUGCCUGACCUCCCUCAAAACAUGUCUUCCCUCGCGUAACCCUUUUGUUGUAUGAUCUUAUAUUAUUUGUUGUUGUUGUUCCUUGAAGUUUUGCCCAGGUCUCUCGACUAUAGGUCUCGGAAUAAGUUGUGUAGAAUCAUGUUCCAAAUUUUGUUGAGGUGUAGGCUAAUCAUUUUGCGAAGGCAAAUGCUCUGUUUGUACCGGCUAGCAUUUGAUUGUCCAGAGUGUAAUUGGGCAAUGCCCGGCAUUCUUAUUCUGGUAUGAAUGACAGAUUUUAUAGCUGAUCAAUUUUGCUCUA
Messenger RNA from Hordeum vulgare subsp. vulgare (domesticated barley), 1661 nucleotides. RefSeq names its product probable protein phosphatase 2C 47. The coding region runs from base 256 to 1371 and encodes 371 amino acids. The transcript is spliced from 5 exons. Gene Ontology annotation, molecular function: protein serine/threonine phosphatase activity; cation binding. NCBI's taxonomy places the organism in Eukaryota, Viridiplantae, Streptophyta, Magnoliopsida, Poales, Poaceae. Gene Ontology annotation, biological process: protein dephosphorylation. The record is from RefSeq and is a predicted model, not a curated record.